Messenger RNA from Lingula anatina, 1365 nucleotides. RefSeq lists its product as uncharacterized. The record is from RefSeq and is a predicted model, not a curated record. Lineage: Eukaryota; Metazoa; Brachiopoda; Lingulata; Lingulida; Lingulidae.
CGUUUCAACCCAGAAGACGGCAGCAGCCAGCGAUGAGCGAGGGCGCAAGGAAAAGGGUACGCAACUGGUAAAGACGUAGUUACCAGUAGUUGCCUUACAGACGAGGAAAUAUUCGUUCAUCUGAGAUUUCACGACAAUCAAGAGGAAAAGAAAAAGAAAGUCCAUCUGUUUGUAAAUUAACAGCUCUAUAGCUAUACUUGCGGAAAAAUACCAUCCCGGAGUCAUGGCAGACACUCAACUUACAGAGAAGGUCGUGUUUUGCAUCCGCUGUGGCACAGAGCUGCUGGGGACCAGCUCCAACUUCUGCCACCACUGUGGCGCCCCCUCACUGCAGGAUACAGGUGGCCGCCAGAGGGCGAUAGAGAGGGCAAUCACGCACCUUGUUCGUCUGUCCCUCUGUCAGAUAGGGACAGGGACAGUCAGUGUCAUCGUGGGCAUUGUCAUGUUAAACUUUGCUCUUCCCACUGGAGGGUGGCCCCUGGUCUCUGGAUCUCCCAUAUGGUCUGGUAUUGUGGUGGCAGCAGCUGGUGCAUGCGGCUUUGCCACAAAAUACAAUACCUAUAAAAGUGUCCACAACAGGAAACUAAGAUCUCUGGUACUGGCCCAUUUUGGCCUGAGCAACUUAGGAAUCACAAUGUGUGCCUUCAACAUAGCCUUCACAGGUUGGAGCCUGGGGGUAUGCCAGGGGUGGAAAGAAGACCAAUGCUUCCCCAACUUCAACCAGAACCUUGUUAUGGAGGGGGUUAACCUUGUGGUUGGUCUGAUGGCGGCCAUAUUCUCUAUCAUCGGCACCAGUUAUAUUUGCUGCUUUGGGCGCAGGUUCGACGUGAUGGUAAGACCCGGGUACUCGCGAGGGGUGUAUUAUGGGAGCCCCUCCCAUCAACUCCAGGUCUGAUUGGCCGGCUCUGUUCUGAGAGCCCUAUUCUAGCUGAAAGCCAUUUUCUGAUUGGUGCAGAUGAUUUGUUAACUCUGUUAUGACUGGACUAUGAGAAGGCAAUUGGCAGACUUUUCCUCCUAAACUUCAGCAUGAUGAUGAUGAAUAAAAUAGAAAGAUCUCAACUACACAAGCUGUGAAAUAAUAUUUAUUUACUCAAAGCUUGUGGAUGUCAUUGCAUGGACUCUCAUAGACAAAUAAUAAUAAUUUGUCUGAUUUACUACGUAGGCUAGCACUUUUCCAAUUGACACUUUUUCAGAGGUCGACCUCUGUAUUACAUUGUAUCAUUUAGUGUACAGUUAGUGUACAGUUUAAGUUGUUUGGGUAGUGUCUCACUUAUAACAAUAAGCUAUUUAGGAAAUUAAUGUUGAUAAAAAGACAAAAUGUAUAAAUAAAUGUAAAAUUAAACCUUUGUAGACAAUGCAGUGUUA